GUAAAGUGUAGAGCCGCGAGACAGAACCGUCUGCACCGAAAAGAUGGAGCUGUCGGUGGCAGGAGACCGGGUUUUCGCCGCGGAGGCCAUCCUAAAAAGCCGCGUUAGGAAAGGUCGAAUCGAGUACCUGGUAAAAUGGAAGGGUUGGGCGCUCAAACACAGCACAUGGGAACCAGAGGAGAAUAUCCUGGAUGAUCGACUCAUAAAAGCCUUUGAGCAAAAAGAGCGGGAGCAGGAACUUUACGGCCCAAAGAAACGUGGACCCAAACCAAAAAACUUUGUACUGAAGGCACGGGCUCAAUCAGGUGAUCGACCUCGGAGCUCAUAUACUCGACGCACUCCACCUUGCACCACCGCUAAGCCUCCCACUGCUUUCUCCUCUGCAAGUUCAGCUGCUCCUCAGCCUUCAUCAUCCUCUUCCCACUCUACCGCUCCAACCCCUAGAGUGCACUCUCUGGCAGCUGCUCAUAAAUUGAAGAAAGACAUACAUCGUUGUCACAUGAUGUCUCGACGACCUUUGCCACGAUCUGACCCUCUGGCCAACUCCACAGGAUCCUCGUCUCGUCACCCCAUUUCUCCAUUUUCUGAAACUGUCCGCAUUCUUAACCGCAGGGUCAAACCGAGGGAGGUUAAGCGAGGGCGCAUAAUCUUGAACCUAAAGGUUAUUGACAAAUCUGAAAAUGGUGGAAUGACCAGUAGAAGGACACCACAGUCAUUUGCAGGGAGGGCGAAAAUCCCGUCCCGAAAUCGAAUCAUUGGGAAAAAGCAUGGGGACAUGCCUUACAGGCCGUUCCAGAACCCUAUGAAGAUGUUAGGCUUUCCGAUGUAUGGCCAACCUUUUGGGCUUAACCCCUCUGGAGGGGCGUCAUCUAUGGCCAAUGAAGGGUCCAAUAUUGGAGCCAGUCUUGGAGGUGAAAGCAGGUGUGGUAGCCAAUCUUCUGCGCAGAGGUUUCAUUACCAGCCUACUCCUUCUCCAUCCAACUGCAGUGGGUCUAAUGGCAGCUCCCCGUCAACUCAGAAACAACUGACUCAAACUGAAGGUUCUACAUCUUCCUCUAAAUUGGCACCCGCAGAUUCAUCACACUCCCAUGAUACCUCCCAGCCUCACCCAAAGUCCAGAUCGACACCAUUCCUUCCUUCUUCACCCUCCUAUUCAUCCUCUCCAUCAUCAUCUCAGGAAGAUGAAGACCUGGGAUCUGUGAAGUUCGCCACUCCUCGGGGCAGAAAACGGGAACUUCGUCAUCAAACCCAGUAAUUGCACCUUGUCUUGUCACCUCCAGUCCUGUAGAGACCAUCAUUCCCAUGUCGUCAGACCUAAAGUUCAGAAUCAACCCAAGAAAUGUUGAUCUCGACAGCUUUCUUGACCUUGUGACAUUGCACCAAGACAUUUUUUUUAUUUUUUGAGGUGCAUUGGGAUCAUGCAGCACAAGAUGCUUCACUCCUGCUUUGGAAGUUCAGCCAGUGUGGGUGAAGAUUGUGUUUCAACUCACGCAUUUGUUAGAUAACACUUGAUGUGGCAAUACGCCCAUUUAGGCAUCCGAACCUCUCAACAAUUUUCUCCCAUGCUAAUGAAGAACACCAGUCAUCAUUGCACUCACUAUAUUAUCCCGGCAUAGGCAUGACUGUAUUUAUAUGCACCAAGCUGCAAAAUCCUGAAGAUCGUUAUUUCCUUCUGCUUGAACUCCUCUUUAAUUUAGAUGUCUGCUGAGACUCUAAACUAAAGUUUGAAUGCUGAGGACUGCAUUUAAAAUGUAGUACUGUACGUUAAACCUUCCACAUACUCAACUUCCCAUUUUUCUUAAUUGAGAAGUACCUUCUCAUUAUUGCCUUCUGACUACAAUAGUUUGUGUUUCUUGUAACAGUUAUUGUAUUUUUGGGGCUGGUAACCAGAGAUAAUUUCUCUUAGAACUUUAUUGGUAGACUUCAAAGAGAUUUUUAUUGUAAGUGGGUCUCAAAUCUACCAAAAAUAACAGAUUGCCUUGGUUGAUGAAACCCUCAACUGAUUUUAAACAAUACAGUUUGGGACCAUGUUCAUUGUAUGUAUUUUGCCGGUGACUGCAUGUCGUUGGCUCUUGAGCUUGUCCUGUUGUCUACAGUUCCAACUCGGUGCUAGAAUUGACAAAAAAAAAAAACAGACCUGGGAUAAAACUUUAGCAGAUGCUUAGGAGGUGUCAGUACUGAUAUUGGUAUUGAACCUAUAAUAUUAGUCUAUCAAGUUUCAAAAGUGGCACCCGUGGAUCUAUAGCAGUUGCUACUAAACUCUGUUGAACUAGUUUAAUUACAAAGGUUAAAGAAAUAGUUAUUCCAAAAUUGUCAAUAUUUACUCACCUUACGCCAUUUUAAGAGUCUUUUAUAAUGGUCUUUUCCAUAUAAUGCAAGUGAAUAGGAGCAGUAAAACUGCAAAAAGGACAAAUGGCUUGUAUGCUGUAUCGCUAUCUAAUAGUUUUUUGUCAUAAAUAGAAAAAAAUGUAAGUAAUUCCUUUCUUUCCUUUCAUCAAUAUGAAAAAUAGCAGCUUUAGCAUUUUUGUUCAAUAAACCUGUAUCUUUAUAUGUUCAACAACAAAGGUUUAGAAAUACUUAAAGGUCAGUACAUAAGGAUUAUACCUAAAUUGGGGUGAACUUUUGAAACAUUUUCAACUUGACUGAAAGCGAAGUAGUUUACGGCAAGUUAUGUGGUAAAAAAGUCAUGUGGUACUUAUUGGUGCUUGUAUGGUCAUAGUUUGUACCAUGUGCGAGGAACUUAUUAACCGAGCAGAGCGUUUUACAAACUCCUAAUCAUUUCUAAAAACAUAUCUAAACAGUUUGGGAACUGUCAGCUUGAAUUUGUGCGGUCUGUGCAGCUGAACGAGCCAAUCAGACGAUCUAUCUGAAAUUGUCCAAUCACCAGGACAAACUUAAUAAACAGUGAGCAUGGUAUUGUACAUGACAAAUUCGCUAGGUUAUGAAAUCGCAUCGUAUAUAACUUAAAAUGAUUUUUAUAAAUGUGCGUGGACCUAUAAAAUCUUCAGACCAUCAGAAUUCGCACCAUGUACGUCUGCCUUAAGUUGUGUCGUGGUGUAUCUUUCUUAUUUUACACCUAAUUACAAAAGGUUCACUUUCUUCACAAAGGUUUUUUUGGGCAGUCCAGCAAGCAAUAUUAUACCUUGCCACAUUAGGCCUGAAGAAACAGGCUAACCUUCAGUUUUCGGCAGCUCACUUGGUUGUAUUGAGUGAUGAUAAAAUGUCAGACUCCACCAGAGGACAAAGGCAAAUCUCUUUAUAAGAUUUAAUUAUAGAACACAAUUAAGUUCCACUUGUAGUCGUACAGCCGUCCUUUAAUGGAGCACUUUUACACUAUCGCUGUGCCUUUAGGGAGGAAUGAACCUUGACAAGGAGGAAUGAUUUGACAAUAUGGCAUUUUUUAUCAACAUAUUUACGAAAAUGGACUUUAAAUAUUUGUUUUAUUUGAAAGAAGUAUCGUAACCUUUUUAAAAGGGUGGCUCAAUGGUUAGCACUGUCAGCAAGAAGGUUGCUGGUUUAAGUCCCAGCUGGGCCAGUUGGAAUUUCUGUGUGGAGUUUGCAUGUUCUCCCUGUUUCAUGUGGGUUUUCUCCGGGUGCUCCAGUUUCCCCCACAGUCCAAAGACAAGUGCUAUUAGUGAAUUGAAUAAACCAAAUUGGCCGUAGUGUAUAAAUGCGUGUGUGAAUGUGAGAGUGUAUGUUUCCCAGUACUAGGUUGUGGCUGGAAGGGCAUCCACUGCGUAAAACAUAUGCCUAAAUAGUUGGCGGUUCAUUCCGCUGUGGUGACCCCUAAUAAAUAAGGGACUAAGCUGAAGGAAAAAUGAAUGAAUGAAUGAGUCUUUUUUAAAAGUCAAACUUCUAAACAUUCAUCAAAAUGUUGGAGCAUUUUGAUUGGUGCAGUAAUUGCCCCGCCCCUCCUUCACUGGAAUUGGGCGGCUAGCUAAAAAGUGAAAUUUAUUAGCAGUGCACUUCCCCCAAAGUUUAUGACCAGAAAAAAACAAAUAGCUAGCUUUCACCUCAUCACAUUGCUUGGUGUUUGAAAAGAAUGUAGUAUACCAGCACAAUCUCACGGCAAUUUGUAACUUUUUGAUUUUGGCUAAUUCGUAUUAGCCACUAAACUGACAAAACAUAAAAUAGUUAUGUUUCCUCAUGAGAUCAGGCUAAGUAUACUGCUACCAAAAACAAUUGAAAAAAUAUGGCAACCCUAAAAACGCUUUGGUGGACUCACGGCCUUAUUUUCAUUGCUGAAGUUAUGUCUACACAUUCAAAAAGGUCUUCAAACGUUUAUCCCAGGUCUGAAAUAAUUCAUGCUCUGAACAUAUCCCUGGUGCUGCCCCAUGUAGGGCGCCACAUGUGGUGCAUCUGUACAAAAAUAUCUAAUACCGAAGCAUGUGUUGCCUUCAGCUGCUCUGUUAGACCCCAUGAUGUUGUUGUUACCUUUGCCUAAAAUCGUUCCACAUACAAACAGUCAAGUCUUUGUUUACCUUAAUAUCCAUAAUGGUAGAAAAUAGAUAGCGCUAUGGUGUGAAACAAUGCAAGAUGGUUGCUCUUAAAGAGGUAGCUUAGCACUAUGAUACUUUGUGGCCUACAUUUCAUGCAAUAGGGCUUGUAUUUUAAGAUGGAACCAUGGCGGCACAGACAAGAAGAGAUUAUGUUUAAAAAGGUAAGGAUGAAGGCCUACUGGAGGUUACAUCUACAGAUAUAUCAGUGUCUGAUGUGUUUUUGUUUGUUUAUGAAAAACAUUUAUUAUUAUUAUUAUAAUUAAUGAUUUUCCCGUGCUGUAGAUGUGAAUGAUACGUGCUGCCUUUAUUUUAUAGCCAUUGUUGUUCAAUUUUACUAGUCUGCUUGGGGUUUGAGAGAAUGUAGAACCCAAAGUAUGAAAUUAAGUGAUUUUUAUAGGAGUCAUCUUUUCGGUAAUGUGUGAGAUUAAUGCCAUUGAUGAAGCUGAUGGUGAUGAUGAUGCUCUUGUGUUAUUGUAAUGUAACGGAUGCAUGAUUUAAGAACACUAAUUGUACAGGUCAUUUCAAUGUCUUUCUGUUGUUGCUUUGUGUGUUUCUUGAAAGAGGCUUUUAAUAAAAUCACUUUAAAGACA
Molecule: messenger RNA, 5089 nt
Organism: Danio aesculapii
Lineage: Eukaryota; Metazoa; Chordata; Actinopteri; Cypriniformes; Danionidae
Gene: cbx6a
Product: chromobox homolog 6a
Exons: 6
Coding region: 44-1255 (403 amino acids)
Source: RefSeq, a predicted model, not a curated record